Messenger RNA from Bombina bombina (fire-bellied toad), 912 nucleotides. It is a transcript of the gene RPS2, whose product is annotated as ribosomal protein S2. Lineage: Eukaryota; Metazoa; Chordata; Amphibia; Anura; Bombinatoridae. Gene Ontology annotation, cellular component: ribosome; cytosolic small ribosomal subunit. The transcript has 7 exons. Gene Ontology annotation, molecular function: RNA binding; structural constituent of ribosome. The record is from RefSeq and is a predicted model, not a curated record. Bases 23 to 871 code for a protein of 282 amino acids. Gene Ontology annotation, biological process: translation.
GUGAAUUUUAUUUUUAUAGCAAAUGGCGGACGACGCCGGUGGAAAUAGGGGAGGCUUUCGCGGGGGCUUCGGCAGCGGUGGCCGAGGCCGUGGCCGUGGAAGAGGCAGGGGCCGCGGUAGAGGCCGUGGAGCACGUGGAGGGAAAGCAGAUGACAAGGAAUGGGUUCCUGUAACUAAGCUUGGUCGUCUUGUGAAGGAUAUGAAGAUUAAGUCCUUGGAGGAAAUCUACCUAUUUUCCCUUCCAAUCAAGGAGUCUGAAAUCAUUGAUUUCUUCCUGGCUUCUUCUCUGAAGGAUGAGGUGCUAAAGAUUAUGCCCGUACAGAAGCAGACACGUGCCGGACAGCGAACUAGGUUUAAGGCUUUUGUGGCUAUUGGUGACUACAAUGGUCAUGUUGGUCUUGGAGUGAAGUGCUCUAAAGAAGUUGCCACUGCCAUCCGUGGUGCCAUUAUCCUGGCAAAAUUGUCCAUUGUACCUGUCCGCAGAGGCUACUGGGGUAACAAGAUCGGCAAACCUCACACAGUACCUUGCAAGGUGACUGGCCGUUGUGGCUCUGUGCUGGUGCGGCUCAUCCCAGCCCCCAGGGGUACUGGUAUUGUGUCUGCUCCUGUCCCUAAGAAGCUGCUGAUGAUGGCUGGAAUUGACGAUUGCUAUACAUCAGCAAGGGGUUGUACGGCUACGCUGGGUAACUUUGCUAAGGCUACAUUUGAUGCCAUCUCAAAGACCUAUAGCUACCUGACUCCUGACCUCUGGAAGGAGACAGUGUUCACCAAGUCUCCAUACCAGGAAUACACUGACCAUCUGGCUAAGAAUCACACCAGAGUGUCCAUGCAGAGGGCGGCCCAGGCUGCCGCAGUUCCUGCCCCCUCCUAAAUUUUCUGUCUAAGAAAAUAAAGUAAACAACGUUUUUGACA